Messenger RNA from Nymphaea colorata (pocket water lily), 1355 nucleotides. RefSeq names its product protein ALUMINUM SENSITIVE 3. The record is from RefSeq and is a predicted model, not a curated record. The transcript is spliced from 3 exons. Gene Ontology annotation, biological process: response to aluminum ion. NCBI's taxonomy places the organism in Eukaryota, Viridiplantae, Streptophyta, Magnoliopsida, Nymphaeales, Nymphaeaceae. The coding region runs from base 344 to 1135 and encodes 263 amino acids.
GAUUAUGGUCAAACCUCCAAAUUUCUCUCUUCCGAUUCUCUCUCUCUUUUAUGUUCACUGUUUUGGUGGAGCCAUCGUUGCGUUUCAAUCACCAUCCUCCGUCAGAAUGACCCUUUUCCUCCUUUGUGCAUCAGGAAUCACCCUCCUCAGAUGAAACUUGCCAACCUCCACUCCCAACUAGGGGAGGCUGUUUCCUUGAUAGAAGAAUCCCCUGAAAAGGGAGGGUGGGGGGAGAGGGAGGAGAAGGGGAGAGGAGGAGCUAUUGACGACGGCCUCCUUAUAGAGGAAUUAAGGGAGAAGUAUUCUCAAGGAGUUGGGAGAUUCCUGGAACUCGAACUGAGCGAUGGAAGCGGUAUGGAUGGAGUUCCUCAAGGGAAUGGUGAAACCAGUGGCCGCCACCACGGUGGUCCUCAUGGCAGUGGUUCUAUCUUUUAUUCAGAAACUGGACCUCGAGAAGGAGAUGAUAUAUUCCAUUGCUCGGGCGUUCCUCCAGCUCUCUGUCAUUGGCUUCGUCCUCCAAUUCAUCUUCAGUCAGAAGAAUAGCGGUUGGAUCGUCCUGGCUUACCUUUUCAUGGUUUCUGUUGCUGGUUAUACAGCAGGUCAACGGGCUAAACAUGUUCCUCAUGGGAAAUAUAUUGCUGCAACAUCCAUUUUAGUUGGAACCUCCAUAACCAUGUUCUUGCUUGUCGUAUUAAAUGUUUUCCCAUUCACGCCGCGGUACAUCAUUCCUGUUGCUGGGAUGAUGGUUGGGAAUUCGAUGACUGUGACUGGGGUUGCUAUGAAGCGGCUUAGAGAUGAUGUCAAGACACAAAAGAACCUGGUAGAGACAGCAUUGGCACUUGGUGCAACACCACGUCAGGCAACACUACAGCAGGUGAAGCGGGCCUUGAUUUUAGCUCUUUCGCCAGUACUGGAUAAUGCAAAGACUGUGGGGCUAAUCUCCCUUCCCGGUGCGAUGACUGGUCUCAUUAUGGGAGGGGCUUCACCUCUAGAAGCGAUUCAGUUGCAAAUAGUUGUAAUGAACAUGCUUAUUGGGGCAUCUACGGUCAGCAGUAUCAUGUCCACGUAUCUAUGUUGGCCUGCCUUUUUCACCAAAGGUUACCAGUUGCAAACCAAAGUCUUUGCAGCAGAGUAGAAGCUUGUAUUUUGCCCUUAACAUGGAUCUCUCCCGUGCCCCGCUAGGAACCAUCAAAGGAAAUAACUUUCAGCAGCUUGAUUUGCAGUUCACGAUGCAUAUUGUCUGUUCCAGAGUGCUUUUUAGUAGCUUUUUAACAUAUUCAUGUUAGUAAAUGUACCUUGGUACGAUGGUGUAGCCUCUCCUUGUAGAUCUUAAUUAAUUUCAAUUUUUGGAGCAA